CCGGGUUCCGACGCUUCCGCUUCCGGGGUGGCGGCGGCGGGCGGCUGUGGAGGCCGGGAGGGCUCGGCGGCCGGAGGUGCCUGGGCGCGAACUUGCCUCCCCGGGAGAAGCGGGAGCCGGAACGGCGGGAGUGGAGCUUCAGGUUGAAAUUAGAGGAGGAGAAGCAGCAAUACUGUGGCAGCUGUGCUAGGAGGACCUUGGCUUCCUAUCCCCAUCCUGAAGGGAGAUUUAGGUUUGGGGUGACUCAUCCACAAGAACAGCACAGCCUGUAGCUUUCAUCAGCUUUUGACAGGGCUGGGGAAAUUUUCUGUGCGCAAAUUCUGGGCACUCCCGACUCCAGAAAGAUGUCGUCAAAGUGGAAGGAAUUCAUCAUUACAGCAGGUGGCUGCAAAGUGCCCUCGGUGAUAAUCCGUUCUCCGAAACCUAAAAGCAGCUGAGCUCUCAGUGGUCUGCUCCAGUGACUAGCAUGCAUUCCCAAGCCUUCAGUGCUGGACCCUCCCUAGUCAAGGCGAGUCUCCUGGCCUGCGAGGGACUCUCUGGGGUUUGCCUGGUGCCGACGGUUGCCAGCAAGAAGAUGAUGCCGAAGCAAAGCCCUAAGCAGGUGGAGAAUGGAGAAAGGGGUGCUCCAAACAUGCUGGGACAUCACCGCAAGGAAAGCGAGAAGUCGCGCAGCCGAAAGGAAGAGGAAGCGACAGAAGGGUCUCAGCCCAAAAAGUCUCAUAAAAAGGUCAUGGUGAUUGAGCAGAACGGGUCAUUCCAGCUCCGAAUCCCCAAGAACUUUAUUUGCGAACACUGCUAUGGUGCAUUCCGGAGCAGCUACCAUCUCAAGAGGCACAUCCUCAUCCAUACAGGUGAGAAGCCAUUUGAGUGUGAUGUGUGUGACAUGCGCUUCAUCCAGAAAUACCACCUGGAGCGCCACAAGCGUGUGCACAGUGGGGAGAAGCCGUACCAGUGUGAGCGCUGCCUGCAGAGCUUCUCCAGGACAGACCGGCUGCUGAGACACAAACGGAUGUGUCAGGGUUGCCCCAGCAAAGCGUCUGACUCACAGCUGCUGCUUUAGGGGUAGGCCAGGAGAAAGGGGAAACUAGGAGGAGCUGCAAAGCAAACAGGAUUAUCUGUGGGUUAUUUUGUUCAUUUGUUGGGGUGGGGUGGGGUUGUGCUUGUGUCUGCCUGCUGGGCCUCCCCCUAUGGAAGGGGGCAGAGCUGAGUUGGCGCACAGACUUUCAGACAAGGUCUUGGCACUGUAAAUAAGUUGAGGACAAACCAGGGCUGGCUUCCCAGUCCCUUGUGGUUGUGGAUAAACUUUGUCUGAGUUCCUCUUUUUUGUUGGAGUUAUCACCAUUUGCCUCAGGAAAGGCGUUGUGAGAACGGCUGCACCCUCCUGCAAGACCCGAUUAUGAUGUUCGAUGCUCUCGAUUGACAGAGCUGCCAGCUCUUGCCCAUUCUUUUGGGCCUGCCAAGAUGGGAGAAGGACAGACUACUAAUCAUUUUUAAAAAUUACUGUUAUUAUUUUAAAAAGACAACAAUCAAGCAUCAAACUGUUUUCGCAGAGCUGAGAAGCAAAAGCUGUGGAUUUAAGAGACAGGUUAGCGACAGAAGGGUUUUGAUUCCUAAGGGGUCGCAUCAGAGCUUUGCCAUAACAGGAGCCUGUCUCUUUGGAGCUUUUCCAGAAGGUCUACAGAGCUUUUUAUUCUCCUGCAGGAUCUGGAUCCCUUUCUCAACCCUCAGGUUUCAAGAAACAAGGGCUGGUGGGGUGAUGUGUGCUCCUGGGUACCAUAAAAGCCCACCUUUCAGGUGUUCACUACCAGCGAGCUCUCAGAGGAGAUGCUAUUGACUGCUGGCUGGAGGGAGGUGUCUGGCUACUUCCAGUGCUUCAGACCUUUUGCAGGAAACUUGACUCUUGCUCCCCUUCCUUUGUAUAUAUAUAUAUCCUGUAUGUGUUCAGGAUCCACCCCAUUGAACUCCGCUUCAUGUACAAUUCAUAUCUUUAUCUGAUGGGAAUCCUUCCUCACCCACCUCUCCAAAAAACCCAACAACGACACAAGAGUCGGUGAUAGUCCACGGUUUCAAAGUGUUCCUCUGGCAGGAGGGGACUAUAAUCCAUCUUGGGCCAUGUGGAGGAAGAUGGCAAGCAAUGUACUCGAAGCUCACAACUAAACCAAGUCCAGGAUGCCCUUACUCCUUCAUACUGGUUUCUGCUGCCUCGGCCAAAGUACUGCUCUCUUAGGAAAGCCAUUGUCCGAGAGAAGCAAAGUCUCCAGUUGCUCUUGGCUGUCCCAGUUUUUGCAGGCCUUAAGAGUCAGCCCGAUUCAGAAGAUGUGAUCCUUGCUGGUGCUGUUGGGUUGCAAUGAACAGCAGCAAAUCUGCAAGGAAAGCAAGUGUCUGCAAAACCUUGCCUUCGGUUUUGGUUCUCGCAGUGGGUUUGUGGCUGCGUUGGGGUGUGGGGAGAGACAGAGAACGGCCAGUUCAGAACUCUUCCAUUGGAACCCCCGUCUUGUGAAUGGGCACCCGUAUCUGAAAUCCUCCUGUGUCUUUUGUGCGAUAAACUCUUCUCCUACCCUUUCCCCCUUUCUAGAGUUAACCUCUCCCAGGCUUUUGCAGGCUUCUGUUGGGUCCCACUUCCCACUCAUCCCUCGCUGCAAGCCAGCUUCUGAGACAUGCAUCAGUAGAGGACUGGCUUCCUCCAUGAGGUCAUGUUGCAGAGAGAGGGAGAGCAAGCACUUUUGAAAGUUUAAAUGACGUGCCGAUGCAACUGGAAAGGUUUGUAAAUAGAGGUGGAGUACUUUAGAUCAAGAAGGAUUUCUCCAACAGUACAACAAUGCUCUAGUAGUAAGUGCUGCGCGCUAGAGGCUCAAAAACACUUGUAAACUUGGAGAAAUCACCUGGUUGGUUUCUUUUUAAAUGUUCUCUGUCAUUUCCCAAGUGGCUGUCUAAAAGGCAGUGUAUCUUCUUAGACUCCCUCAUCCUCUUGCAGUCAGCCUGAACUUUGGUUGGAGCGCCCAAUGGGAGAGUUUUGUGUGCUAUGUGGUUUUUUAACGCUGUGCUUGAAGGCAUUGCAUUGCAGCACCUACCCAGGAGAAGGCUGUCUUAAGUAGUGGAACAAAAAGCACUGUUGGAAAGGACUUCCACCACCAUUUGUUCUGUGCUUCUACAGAGCAGGUCAUAGGUCCAGCUUUCCUGGUUCAAGAUGAGGAUUAUGCCAAAUCAUAAUGGUGCUUCCAAGACUUACUGGUUACUUCGGCUCUUGGAGCAGAGAUGGAAAGGGAGCUUUUUCAAGUCCCCCCCUCUUGUGUGUAUUAAGAGAACCAGUGUUUCAUUCCCACUUCCUUUUAUUAGGUAAAUUGACCCCCCCCCAAGCUAUAAUUAGUUCAGCCCCCUUUUACUCUGCACUUCAUUGUGCUGAAUGAUUUGUUAAGUGUAACUCUGGGUACUGUGGCUUGUUGUUUUGGUUGGGGCCAGCAAAAAGCAUUGUACAAAAAUGUCAACUCUUAGAAAAGAAUAACAAUUGAGCGAC
Molecule: messenger RNA, 3514 nt
Organism: Podarcis muralis (Common wall lizard)
Lineage: Eukaryota; Metazoa; Chordata; Lepidosauria; Squamata; Lacertidae
Gene: ZNF740
Product: zinc finger protein 740
Biological process (GO): regulation of transcription by RNA polymerase II
Cellular component (GO): nucleus
Molecular function (GO): RNA polymerase II cis-regulatory region sequence-specific DNA binding; DNA-binding transcription factor activity, RNA polymerase II-specific
Source: RefSeq, a predicted model, not a curated record